This is a messenger RNA of Athene cunicularia (burrowing owl), 6070 nucleotides long. Its product is annotated as putative hexokinase HKDC1. NCBI's taxonomy places the organism in Eukaryota, Metazoa, Chordata, Aves, Strigiformes, Strigidae. The record is from RefSeq and is a predicted model, not a curated record. Gene Ontology annotation, biological process: glycolytic process; intracellular glucose homeostasis; glucose 6-phosphate metabolic process. Gene Ontology annotation, cellular component: mitochondrion; cytosol. Gene Ontology annotation, molecular function: mannokinase activity; ATP binding; D-glucose binding. The coding region runs from base 416 to 3169 and encodes 917 amino acids. The transcript is spliced from 19 exons.
UGUGUGGAACUAGAGCGGAGUUAAUUCAUGCAGAAGAGUUUGUCUCGCAAGUGGGAGUGCUGAGCAGAGGGAAGAAACCUAAAAUCCUCUCUAACUUUCCAGAUUCCCUGCAGGACUUUGUUGCAUGCUGUGCUGGUGGGAGCUUGUCAGCCCCUCGGGAACGGAGCAGGGUGAAGCAGGGCAGGCUGCGUAGCAACUACAUUGCGAAGUGGUAACAAUUCCCAAGUGGGGCAGUAACAAAAUCGAUUUUUCUCCCCUUCAGCUUGGCAGCUCUCCAGGAACUCCACUAUCUCACGCUGGGGGAAAUGCCUCAGCUGAAGUUUCUCUAGCUCCAGCUUCGUGAAUAAAGACCUGUCGCUUUGGAGUUACUUACAGCAGCUCUGUCACUACUGACUCAUCCAUCCGCUUCAAGAAAAUGUUUGCCGUCCACUUGCUAGCUUUCCAUUUCACAAAGCUAAAAGAGGAUCAAAUAAAAAAGGUUGACAGGUACCUGUACCACAUGCGCCUCUCUGACGAUGUCUUGCUGGACGUGAUGGCUCGCUUCCAGGCCGAGAUGGUGAAGGGCCUGGGGAGAGACACCAACCCCACGGCAACAGUUAAAAUGCUGCCGUCAUUUGUGCGCUCGCUUCCCGAUGGCUCAGAGAAGGGUGACUUCCUUGCUGUUGACCUGGGUGGCUCCCAGUUUCGUGCCCACCAGGUGAAGGUGUUUGAUGACGGGAAGCAGAGCAGCCAGCUGGAGAGCAAGUUUUACCCCACACCCAAGGAGGUCAUACAGGGGAACGGAGCUGAGCUCUUCGAUUACAUUGCUGAGUGUCUGUUAGACUUCACGGAGACCAAAAACCUGAAGCAUAAGAAAUUGCCUCUUGGCUUUACAUUUUCUUUUCCAUGCAAACAGACCAAAUUGGACGAGGGGGUUCUUCUUGCCUGGACGAAACACUUCAAGGUCCGUGGAGUUCAGGACACAGAUGUGGUCAGCUCUCUGCGCAAGGCCCUCCAGAAACAUAAGGACAUAGACGUUGAUGUUUUGGCACUGGUCAAUGACACUGUGGGAACCAUGAUGACUUGUGGAUAUGAUGACCAGCGCUGUGAAGUUGGACUCAUAAUUGGGACUGGCACCAACGCCUGCUACAUGGAGGAAAUGAGGCACAUCGAUCUGGUGGAAGGUGAUGAAGGCAGGAUGUGCAUUAACACGGAGUGGGGGGCCUUUGGAGAUGAUGGUGCUUUGGACGACCUCCGCACAGAGUUUGAUCGGGAGCUCGAUCUGGGAUCUCUCAAUCCUGGAAGACAAUUGUUUGAGAAGAUGAUCAGCAGCCUGUAUUUGGGCGAACUUGUAAGACUCAUUCUCCUAAAAAUGACAAAGGAGGGUCUGCUCUUCAAUGGGAAAGUGUCAACAGCUCUGCUUACUAAGGGCAAGAUCGAAAUGAAACAUGUGUCUGCAAUGGAAAAAUACAAGGAAGGUCUGAGCAACACAAAAGAGAUCCUUACAGAGCUGAACCUGUUUCCCUCUGAAGAGGACUGCAUCGCCGUGCAGCAUGUCUGCACCAUCGUUUCCUUCCGCUCGGCCAACCUCUGUGCUGCUGCCUUAGCAGCCAUCCUGACCCGACUGAGAGAGAAUAAAAAACUGUUAAGGAUGCGAACCACGGUUGGGAUUGAUGGGGGACUCUAUAAAACUCACCCCCAAUAUGCCAAACGUCUGCACAAGGUGGUGAGAAGGCUGGUCCCAAACUGUGAUGUUCGGUUCCUCCUCUCUGUGAGCGGCAGUGGGAAGGGGGCUGCCAUGGUCACAGCGGUGGCAUACAGGCUGGCCGCUCAGCGCAAGCGAAUCGAUGCCGCUCUCGCACCUUUUCUGCUGUCCCUGGAGACCCUCCAAGAAGUUAAGAACAAAAUGAGGACUGAGCUGGAAUAUGGGCUAAAGCGAGAGACACAAGCCAGUGCCUCAGUGAAGAUGUUACCCACGUAUGUCUGUGGGACACCAGAUGGAACAGAGAAAGGAAAGUUCCUUGCCCUUGAUCUCGGUGGGACAAAUUUCAGGGUUCUGCUGGUCAAAAUCAGAAGCGGGAGAAGAAGAUCAGUGCAAAUGUAUAACAAAAUCUUUGCCAUUCCUUUGGAGAUCAUGCAAGGGACAGGGGAAGAGCUCUUUGACCAUAUUGUCCAGUGCAUAGCAGACUUUCUGGAGUAUAUGGGGAUUAAAGGUGCUCGACUGCCUCUGGGCUUCACCUUCUCCUUCCCGUGCAGACAAGCCAGCAUUGACAAGGGAACACUUGUGGGAUGGACAAAAGGUUUCAAGGCAACAGACUGCGAGGGGGAGGAUGUUGUUGAUAUGCUGAGAGAGGCCAUCAGGAGAAGAAAUGAGUUUGACUUGGACAUUGUAGCAGUGGUGAAUGACACCGUUGGGACAAUGAUGACAUGUGGAUACGAGGAUCCAAACUGUGAGAUUGGCCUUAUCGCAGGAACAGGCAGCAAUGUGUGCUACAUGGAGGACAUGAAAAACAUAGAAAUAGUGGAAGGGAAUGAAGGAAAAAUGUGCAUUAAUACAGAAUGGGGAGGAUUUGGUGACAACGGCUGCAUUGACAACAUCAGAACAAAAUACGAUAAAGAAGUAGAUGAAGGUUCACUAAACCCAGGGAAACAGAGGUAUGAAAAAAUGACCAGUGGAAUGUACCUAGGUGAAAUAGUAAGGCAAAUUUUGAUUGACUUAACCAAACAAGGACUGCUGUUCAGAGGACAGAUUUCGGAAUCACUCAGGAAAAGAGGCAUAUUUGAAACAAAGUUCCUGUCUCAGAUUGAGAGCGACCGCCUUGCCCUCCUCCAAGUCCGGAGAAUUCUGCAGCAGCUCGGCCUGGACAGCACGUGUGAAGACAGCAUCAUUGUCAAAGAGGUGUGUGGAGCUGUUUCAAAAAGAGCUGCCCAGCUCUGCGGGGCAGGACUGGCAGCUAUUGUAGAGAAGAAGAGAGAAAACCAAGGUGUGGAGCACUUGCAAAUCACCGUUGGAGUAGAUGGGACUUUGUACAAGCUCCAUCCACAUUUUUCUAGGGUCCUGCGGGAAACAGUGAAGGAACUGGCACCUCAGUGUGAUGUGACUUUCAUGCUUUCUGAAGACGGAAGUGGGAAGGGAGCUGCCCUCAUCACUGCAGUAGCAAAAAGAUUGCAUAAUGUUGGACAGAAGUAAAAGUGAGAGGUCAAGUCAUUUCAGCACUGCCAGGCGUGUGCACUAGAGAUUUGCUGAGCGGUGAUUCAAGAUAGCUUUGCCAGACACCAGUACACAGGUACCCGUUUUCAGGGAGCAGGUGUUUUUUCACCAACCAGGAUUGUGGAUUUUUGUCCUUUGAUAACUUGGAUCAGGUGUUUCUGCUCCCCACUGGCAUUGUGUCUUGGCAUACUGCAAUCUACUCAGUUCUGUACUUCAUGCAAUGCACCUAUAAUGCACAUGGGAGAGUGAAAACUAAACAAACAAACAAACAAAUCAACCCCAAAUAUGUCUUUUUACAAUGCCUUAAUUAAGCUACUGCACCACAACUGAGUUUAUCACCAGUUUCUUAGGAUUUGUGUGUGGUUUAGUUUUGGCUUAGCCUGGCUCAAGGAAUAUUGAGAUCCUGAUGCUGCACCUAUCUAGUGGACAUAUUUGUUCAAUGCUUCACAGGUUUUACUAUAAAUUUGCAGGUAAAAUAAAUUAAUGGACUUUGGUCAGUGAUGCUCCCCCCCCUCUGCUACACUGGUUGCAAGUGUAUUGUAAUGUAAUACUUCCCUGAGUACGGGAGGCAUGUUUAAUGAUGAAUGUAAAGAAAAAAAAAUUAUUCCACAAAAUACCAGUUUAUGUCAAAAUACGUUAGUGCAUCUGAGUGCACAUAAACCUCAACCAAUGCUGGAUGGAUUCUGACUGUGACUGAUUCUUUUGAUACUGGGGAAAAAGAGAAUGUAGAAGCAGCUACAGGGUCUGCUGUGUCUAUGUCAGGGCUACGUAGAAAGUAUCAAAUCUGUUCAUCUUUGGCCUGCCAAAAUAGCUGUGUAGAGAGAAGAAAAAUCACCUGAAUUUCUGGAAUUCUUCUCUUUGUUUUCCUUCAGUUAUCUCCUUGCCUGUUCAUGAGAGGAUAGUUUUCAUUUUGUGGAAAGGAGUUUAUCCUUGUUUUUCAUUUUCUGUUGCUUUCUGCUCUGCCUGUCUGUAGUCUGUUGAUAAUAAAUCUGUGACGCUGUGAGCCUUUGAUUCUCUGUUUAGUGUCUCUUCUGAGUUGUGGGAAGAACAUGCAGACAAGUGGGAGCUUUCUUUAGACGUAUCUAUAACAGUACCCAGCAGCAUUGCAGUUAUUAUGAAGAUGGCUUGCAGAUAGAGCCCGUGCCCUUGUGUGACCAAAUGUCCCUCACGUGAUUUAACCAUUUUGGAAUAAACUGAAACAAUAAUAUGGUACAGAGAAGCAGCAGAUCUGUAGCCUGCUGUUCUCUGUUUUCAAGUAUUCCUGUAUCUCCUUUAAUCCUCUCUUCUUGGGUAUUUGCUUCCUUUCAGACUGGCAGCAGAAAGUGAGGCCAAGAAAUGUGCUUUAAGCCUAGUCAGGUCAAAAGUAACUGUCGUGCAGGGGGAUAAGCAGUUGGGUUUGUGUAAUAAUCUGUAGCAAGGCUGAUGGGUUUAAAUUUAGCAAUAGCAAAUUCAACAUUUGAAGCUACAGACGCUUCCCAUUUUGUCAUUUUUAAAAGAAACAUGUCAACAACUCUGUGUCUGUGUCGGAGUCGCUGGAUGGAUAAAAAAUAGGGCUUGGAAAUAACUUUCACUUCUGAAGGAAUUCCUCAUGGUACUGAGCUCACUAUACUAAACAGUUGGGAAGAGACAAGUUGUGAACUCGUAUUACGUUUAGUGUUUCCCUCCUUUUGUCGAGAAACUUAAUAUCUUACUUUUUCUUUAUAUUUCAGAAUCCACAGAGCUGCAUAAACCAAAGCUUGCUAUGUAGUGGGGGCAGAGUUAUUUGGAACGGAUAUUUUUUUCCUGGUGAUGAAGGGGCUAAAUUUAGAGGGGCUGGGUAAUAGAAGAAAAAAACAUCAGGUCCUGGGGCUAUGUGGGUCCUAGAAUAGCUCUUCUGCAUUGGCUGUUUCUCCCCUUGGCACUUUGAAAUUUUGUACUAUCUGUGUAGUUUUGGGUCCUUUUUUGGGGGAGUGGAUUGUGCUAAUCUGCGAAAGCGCACCUGUGGAUGAAGUGUGUCUCUGUGUACCUGGAAUGAGGUGCCAUGGACUUGCCCCAGGAUGGCCACGUGAGUAUGGUGCAGAGUAUCUUUUGCACUUUUAUCCUAAACAAGGUAAACCCCUUGCAUGGAUCCUUGCUUUAAAUUUAGAAAGCAAUCCUGUAUUGCUUUGGUUUUUUAGGCGUCUUUGGCAAUUAAAUAUUUGCACAGAGUCAGUUUUCACCUCAGCAGCCGUUAUUCUUUUUCUGCAGUAGUUUAGGCCCACACAAUAAUAUUUUUUUGCCUCUGCAGUUUUUUACCAGUGAGUCUGUGGGUGUUGUGGAAUCCGAUCACAUGAACCUGAAACUGCUCACAAAGUGCUCUGCGACCUACAGCUUCUUGUUGAGGUCUCUAAUGCCCAGGACAUACAUUCACUUGCCUUUUCUGCAGGCUGCUGGCUUGCUCUGAAGCCAGGCGGCUCCCACGCGGCUCUGAUACGCAUCUGCCAGGCGAGGAGAUGGCAUCCAAGCUGGGAAGGCUGCUGCUUUCUGAAAGGGAAUGAGCAAAGAUUCACUGGGCAGCCCUGGAGAAGGGAAGGAUUGGCUACUGCGGGAUUUUACCGAGCACACAAACUUCCCUCGUAGUUUCCCAGGGAUCCCAUAAACACACAGAUGCUUCGGCUGACUCUAAACCAGAACAUUCUCCAUCUGGGUAAUGAUGCAGCAUCAUGCUCCUGGUUAUGUCGACUUGUGGAAACUCAAGGACUGUUGCAAACUUGCAAUCUCCCUUGUAUAGAUUUUAAGCCACUGGACCAAAACCCUCCUCUGCACAUCAUAUAAGGUGAUUCAGAUUAAAGCCCUGGCUGAAAAUAAAAGUAGAGGCCUUCCAUUAAAUGUAAUACAGCAUAUGAUAUGCUGAAAAUUAUG